Molecule: messenger RNA, 1809 nt
Organism: Theileria equi strain WA
Lineage: Eukaryota; Apicomplexa; Aconoidasida; Piroplasmida; Theileriidae
Exons: 4
Coding region: 1-1809 (602 amino acids)
Cellular component (GO): oligosaccharyltransferase complex; membrane
Source: RefSeq, a predicted model, not a curated record
AUGAUAAUAGCACAGUAUUACUGUGCUAAACUACUUUGGUAUCUACUGAUAUGGAGAUGUGAAGCCACUUGUCACCCAAAUAACUUUUUGAGAUGUGAAGUUAGACAUAUAGAGAGGAUAAACAGGGAUUUUUACCAUAUAGAAGCAGAGUUUAGAGAUGGUAAGGUAGGAAAAUACUCAGAAUCCCAAUACACAUGGGAAAACCAACAACAUAUUCCUUAUGGCAAAGACGAUAAUGGCUACUUUUGCAGAGAUUCCUUUUAUAUAAGAGAAUAUAGAGAUCUACUGAUAAAUAAAAAUGCAUCUAUUACCUCGUUUUAUGGUCUGGAAUAUGAUGAAGAACACAAGAUGUCUGAGAAAUCAUCACAUGAGGAUGAUAUAUCCAUAGAAUCUCGUGCUUUAUACACUGCACUAAAGGAGAAUGAAUGGUAUAUAGAGACAUCUGCACGUCAGUACAGGUUAACUACCCUUCCUCUCAACGUAAAGGUGAUUUUAGAGGUCAAAAAUGUAGAUUCUAAACCUUCCAGCAAGUUUAUUCUACUAUUUCCAUAUCAUGAAGCCAUUCAUAUGGGUGACUUGGAAGUUUAUAACAAAGAUACAGGGAAUAAAUAUGCUACGCAAUUUCUCAAUUGUAUAAAUAGACCAUCCACAGAAUGCCAGUGGAAUACGCUACUUUAUAAUUCAUGGAAAUGGAGAUUUAAUGAGAAAUGUAUUUGUGCCCCUUUAGCUGUAUCCAUUACGUUUGAUAGGCAAAUUGAACCACAGGAAUUUAUUAAGAUAGUUGUAAACUACAAAUUAGGGCGCCCAUUUAGUACUCUGAAGGAUAACAUUGCCUUUGACGAUGAUCAGCGUGUUAUUUUUAGCACAAAUACCCAUUUAUUGAGUGGAUACAAAAUUGGAGAGCAACGCACUUACUAUUCGAUAAGCCACACGUCUGAUGUAGAAGUUGUAUCUUUGCAUUUAAAAGCGAAUGUUAGUGAAAUAAAGGAAAAGAUUUACAUGUCUGGUCCAUAUUAUCAUGUUUUUCCACUUUCGCUUGGAGAAUCUCUUACACUUCGGUUUCCUUACCCAUCAAGUUUAGAAUACAUUUCACAAGCUGUAAGGCAUGUUAGUAUAGGUAUUUGGAAUUACAGGGUUAAUGAAGAAUUUUUGGUAUUAAAUGAGGCAUCAGAGGCAAGGGAAUAUAAUGCCAAAUUAGCCAAGAUUUUCGAAAGAGAUUCUGCCAAGGGAACUGUGGAUACACAUCACUCAUUUUCAUUUGAGGCCGUAUUUCCACAAAGGGCUAAAAACUUUUACUUUUAUGAUACCAUUGGAAAUAUUUCAAGUGCAUACCUGGACAGAAAUGUAGGAGAUAAAUACAAGGUAGCCUAUUUGGUUCCAAGAUAUCCACUAGUUGGGGGUUGGAAAUCUGCUUUCAACACAGAGUACUCACAUCCAAUUUUGGGCAACCCCUUGGAGAUUUUAUUGCCUCAUUCGAUUCUUUUAUAUACAGAAUCGUACAAAGUCAUAAUAGAAUUUCCAAUAGGCUCUUGUGACAUAAUCGUAACCCCUCCAUCUGGAAUAAAGUGUAGAGUAGAAACGGUAAAAAGACAUAUUCUUGGUCUCGAAUUUGAGAAAAGCAUUGCAACUUUGCAUAUAGAACGCAUGUUCCCAAAAAAUGUAGAGCAUUUCCCAUAUAUUCGAGUGGAUUACAGGAGGACUUUCUGGUGGAUUCCUAAGCUCAUAUGUACUGCCACAAUUCACCUUUUCCUUUUGUACAUCAUAUGUCGCAUAUUUUUGGGAUUUAGGAGAAAAUUGGAAUCUCUAUAA